CUUGUACUCCACUGUUAUCGUCUCGAAUCGGAAGCUCAAAAACAAUGGAUUCCGAGGAGUAAGUAAGCACGAAAGCAUUUAUUCACUAUGUUCUCCUCUUCGAAACUGCAACCGCCCAAACCUGCAAUCUUCGUGAAUCCGAUUUUCAAACAAGGAUUCAUCGGCAAAAGUCCUCCGUUCCGCCGCCGGUACACUCUCCGGCGAGCCUCUCUGCGAUUCGCCAAGGUUUCGGACUCAAUCGCGUCUCCAUCGCACUCGAAUCCGCACGAAUCUUCUUCCGAAUCGUCGUCCCGUCUGACCUCUUCCGUUGGACAACCUCCUCUCCAACUCUCUCAGUGGACGCUCACGCCGCAGAGACACUUCGUCUUGCUCAACGUCGUCGCUUGCGUUACGGCGAUCUCAGCAUCAUGGCUAUUCUUAGCUGCGAUUCCUACUCUUCUGGCUUUCAAGAAAGCAGCAGAGUCGCUUGAGAAGCUUUUGGAUGUAACCAGAGAAGAGUUACCCGAUACAAUGGCUGCUCUUCGCUUAUCAGGGAUGGAGAUCAGUGACUUAACUAUGGAGCUUAGUGAUUUAGGCCAAGGCAUCACUCAAGGUGUUAAAAGCUCAACACGGGCUAUUCGCGUGGCUGAAGAUAGACUAAGGCGGUUUACUAACAUGAAUCCAGUAGCUUCAAUGCAGGAGGAGGAGGAGGUGAUGCAUCAGACCAAGAGAAAGGAAACAGAACCAGCGGUGGCUAGAGCAGCGAGGAACUUCAAGGAAGGGAUCGUUAAGGGACGUUCUUUAUGGCAGUUGUUCUUCACAUUCGCUCGCUUCUCCAAAACCGCCACGAGUUAUUUGGCGAAGCGAGUUAAGCAGUAGAAGGUUUAUAAUCACAUCCUUGUUUUUCCCUUUGCCCUUUGACAAAAACCGAGUCUAGCUCGAGUCUUGGUAGCUUAAGAAUACUCUAGUUUGAUGGAUAUGAAACUAUGAAGAUGAUAUGAAUCAUAAGACGUGCAUCAAGUUUCUUUUAGUGUUA
Messenger RNA from Raphanus sativus (radish), 1015 nucleotides. RefSeq lists its product as uncharacterized. The coding region runs from base 88 to 858 and encodes 256 amino acids. The record is from RefSeq and is a predicted model, not a curated record. The transcript has 5 exons. Lineage: Eukaryota; Viridiplantae; Streptophyta; Magnoliopsida; Brassicales; Brassicaceae.